AUGCCACUUCUUACCUUGAGCUUUGCCGUCUUCUUUGGGGUUGCUGUCCGCCUAGCUGCAUGCUCUGCGGACAAAUGUGCAUCACUCGGCGCCCAAAUUCUGGUUCCUAAUAGUACGAUUCUUAUGUAUAAUUACUUACUUAAUGGCACAACUAUUGAACUUCCCGGGACCGUCGAGUCCUGUGGAGGCCCAAGCCUCAAAGCUAACGCCACAGCCGAUCUCUGCCGGUUUGUGUUCACCGUCACGACUUCUCCCUCGAGCGAGAUACAGCUAGAAGCCUGGCUUCCCGAUUUGCAGACCUGGAACGGAAGAGUAUUAGCGACAGGCAAUGGUGGCAUUGGGGGAUGUAUCGACUACGCCACUAUGCAAAAUGGAGCUGGACUGGGAUUUGCAUCUUUCGGGACUAACUCUGGACAUAACGGAUCAGUGGGGUAUGAGUUUUUCCUGGACCAACCUGAGGUUAUCAACGAUUUCGGGUAUAGAGCUAUCCACGUCGAAGCAGAGAUCAGCAAGGUAUUGGUAGAUCAGUACUACGGAGCCAGAGCAACCAAGACGUAUUAUGCGGGUUGUAGCACGGGGGGACGUCAAGGUUUUCAAAACGCGCAUUUAUAUCCCAAGGACUUCGAUGGGAUGCUCCUUGGAAGCCCGGGUGUCGACUGGUUGUACAUUGUGGCCUCGAAGGGAAUCUUAGCACGACGUAUUGGAUGGCCUCAUCUAAAUUCAUCGAUUUACGUACGUCCGGAGCAGUGGCCAGCCAUUGUCGAAGCACAGAUCAGAGAAUUAGAUCCUCUAGAUGGAGUGACGGAUAGUAUUAUAGAUGAGCCAACGAAGCACCGGUUUGAUCCCGAGAGUUUAGCAUGCGGUACCGGCCUCCUUAACGCCUCAUUUUGCCUUAGCCCACAACAGGUGGAGGCUGUGCGUAGAGCGUAUGAGCCGAUCAUCAGUGCCUCGGGUCAAGUCGUUUAUCCAGCUUUCGAACUAGGCUCCAAGACUGACGUAUUCUCCGAGAAUCAGGAGAACGGGACAGCUAAGUUGGGUUAUACGAUCCUUGAAGACUUCUGGCGUGGCGCGAUUUUCAAUAAUACCCAUUGGACACCAGAGAAUUUUAAUGAGUCGGACAUGGAUUUUGCUGUAAGCAUCAACCCAGGACAAGUCAAUGCUGCUGAAAAGGACCUGUCGAGUUUUUAUCGUAGAGGUGGUAAGAUUAUCUCGUAUCAUGGGAGGAAUGAUGAGACUGUAACAUCUGCUCUCUCCGAACAAUUCUUUACCGGGGUUCAAGCCGCGCUGAACCUUACAUUGCAAGAUAUGCAUAGUUUCUAUCGACUAUUCUUCCUUCCCGGUAUGCAUCAUUGCUCAGGGGGGCUCGGCCCCUGGAGUAUAGGGAACGCGCAAAAGUAUCCGUACGACAAGACGCUACUGGAUUCCAAACAUAAUGCACUUAUCGCGUUGGUUAACUGGGUCGAAAAUGGGAUGGAGCCGGAAACAAUCGUCGGCACAAAGUACGAAAAUGAUAUUAUUGGAGGUAGUAUCAUGGCACAACGAACGUACUGUCCCUAUCCUAUGGUUAGCAAAUGGGACGGCAUGGGUGAUGCAAACCUAGCAACUAGCUGGGAAUGCGUUUUAUGA
Daldinia childiae is the source of this 1626-nucleotide messenger RNA. RefSeq names its product putative feruloyl esterase B-2. NCBI's taxonomy places the organism in Eukaryota, Fungi, Ascomycota, Sordariomycetes, Xylariales, Hypoxylaceae. Bases 1 to 1626 code for a protein of 541 amino acids. The record is from RefSeq and is a predicted model, not a curated record. The transcript has 3 exons.